This is a messenger RNA of Ectocarpus sp. CCAP 1310/34, 1074 nucleotides long. The record is from the annotation of a GenBank genome assembly. Lineage: Eukaryota; Phaeophyceae; Ectocarpales; Ectocarpaceae.
AUGUUGCAUGCUGUUCCCGUGUUUCCUAUCGUCACCACCAAGGUACAACCAUGCCUGGUGAUCACGGAUAUACCAUGCGUGCUUGCACCGAUCGCGGACAAGAAUCAUCCUGAUCUGCUGGAUGAAGGGGGUGCCCUGCCACGUAGCGCCGAAGGUCAAGUUUCCCUGAAAGGACUGCAGCACAUCGGAGCCCGUGCACGCGACUUUCCGGAUCUGCACUCUGUGAAGGUGCCGCCGGGGGGAUUCCCAUCUGCGACCGCAUCGUCUGCAUUGGGGGCCCAACCCGUUCACAACGUGUACGCGGUCUAUGCCGCCGCGGAGCCUCCACCCGGCGUUCAAGCGCAGCUCGACUUCCGCACUCUACUUGGGCACCAUUCUGAUAUGGUUGAGAAGGAUCGUCAACUUCGAGCUGCACCUGACGCUGAGGGCGAUGUGACAGGGGCAAGCGACUGGUCGUCUUCCCCCAAGCGCAUCAGCGAGCUUGCGGAGAACACUCUCGCCUCUCUACACAAUCAAGGAUGGUACGCUAUCGACCUCUUCGAGGUUGUACUCGUAUGGCGCUUUCUAGCGACUCUCUGGAGGGGGAGUUGGAUAAAGCUACCUGGCUACGGGGUCUCCUUCAACUUCAAGCGGGAACGUUCGUUUGGUAAAUUCGGGCACUUCUACGACGGCCAGAGAGUAGGUCUUUGGCUAGGCCCAGACGGGCCGCACGAGGGCAACCACCAAGGGCCCUGCCAAAUGAAGUAUGGCGGAGAGUCCCGGUGCCCGCAGCUCACGGGUGUCAACUGCAACGUUCACGAACAAAAACACUCGAAGAAGCCCAGGCACCUACCCAGCGGCAGCGUCAUGGGGUUCGACACAUUCACUUUUAACAUCACCUUGAUCAACGACUUGGAAAAUGUAAAAAUCAACCGCAAGACAUGCAGCGUGGCAGUCUCAAGUGCCACCGAACACCCCCACGAACGUCUGCAUGCCUGCCGUAAGGAAGUGUGGACUUGCGGUCGCUGCUUCUGCAGCAAGCCUCUUAUAAGGUCGUUCGACCAGUUCGGUGAAUUGCGCAUCACGCACAUGUAG